UUGAUCAAGGGGACUGCAUGUCAGCAAAUAUCCUUGUCCAAAUGGAGAUGAUGCUGCAGUGUCAUAUUCAACAGCUUCAGCACAUGUAUCAGUAAAGAAGGUUGAUGAUCGCCGCAUCUUUUGAUGAUCUUUCUUUUCAUUUUUCCCCCUAAAAAGCGUGAAAGACACAGUGGAUCCCUGCUGACACUCUUUCCUCCACCAUGGCAAUUCUAUCCAGAAAAUAGUGCAAUGCAAAAUAAAUCUUUUUUCUAUUCCUGGAAAGCCAGUGACAAUGCGGCAGAAAGUUAACUUUACUGAGCCUUGUAUUUCCACGACUAGACGGAGCACAUCGCUUGCAUCACUCAAAUCAUGAUGUCCUCCACUAUCCAUUGAAGUAUUCUCCGUACCAAUAAUGUUGCAGCGCUCAUCAACUGUCUCACCGUAUUAGGAGUUUGAGAGUUGUGGAUAAAUAUAUAAUCAAUAAUGAGUUUAGGGAGAUUGACAUGGCUUUGCCCAAGAAUGUAGUCAGAAUUGCACAUUAUUUUUAGAGUUUAAAAUUAUAAUUAGAAAAGAUCUUGAAUUCAUUGACAGGGUCAACAGUAGCUGGACACCUCUCCCUUGUCUGUGAAUCCCAUAAACUCUCUCACCCUCUCUCUACUGUCUCUCCUCUAAAUCUAUUCUUAGAAUCUCAGGUAAACUUGGCAGCUCCAUCACCAAUUCUGCCUCUCAAAGCUACACAUGCACACGGAAACCAAGAUGAAACGCCUCUUAAUCUAAAAUUAAACAAAAGGAAACAAAUCUACUCAAAAAAAAAAAAAAAAACUUUGGAGAACAAAAAAAUCUCUCUGACAGCGGCUCGUUUCUACCCGGAGCUGCACCCAUUUCCGGCUUGGAGAUGAGCGUUGUUCGCCUUCUUGUUCUCCUUCUCCUCCUCACACUCUCUCUCGGCAACCUCGCAUUUUCCUUACCAGAAAACGAGGCUCUUCUCAAAUUUAAGAACUCCCUAACUCGGGCUGUUACCUUGGGUAAUUGGGUUUCAGGAUCCAGCCCUUGUAUAAAUGGAUGGGUUGGUGCCAUUUGCUUUGAUGGUUUCGUCACAGGCCUUCAUCUUUCAGACUUGAGUCUCUCAGGAACAAUUGAUAUCGAAGCAUUGCAACAGCUUCCUGGCCUUAGAACCAUCAGUUUUGCUAACAACUCAUUCUCAGGUCCAAUCCCUGAGUUCAAUAAACUUGGUGCAUUAAAAUCACUCUUAUUAUCCCACAAUGAGUUUUCUGGUGAAAUACCAAAUGAUUUCUUCGUCCCUAUGUCAUCUUUAAAGAAAAUUUGGCUCUCUAAUAAUAAAUUCACUGGAAAAAUACCCGGGUCAGUGAUGGAACUACCGCAUCUCAAGGAAUUGCACCUCGAAGGGAACCAAUUCUCUGGACCAAUCCCUCCAUUGAAACAACCCAAGCUACUACUAACCUCCCUGGACCUCUCACACAACAAACUCGAAGGAGAAAUUCCUCCGAGCUUUUCCACAUUCAGUGCCUCUUCAUUUGCUGAAAAUGAUGGACUCUGUGGAAAACCACUCGACAAAGAUUGCUCUUCAAGCCCUCCAGCAAUGGUUGUACCAGGAAGAGCCUCUAUAUCGAAUUCUAAUUCCACAUCACUGUUUGGGGUGAUGAUGUUAGCAUUGAUAGUAAUUCUCAUUUUCUUUGCCAUGUGUCCUUCAAGCAGGACGCAUAAGGACGAUAACUUUAGCAUGUUAGAGAAAGAGAACCUUGAUGAGGUAGUGCUGUCCGUGCGGGGACACGGCUCAAGCAAGAGGCCGUGGUCAGAGAAUAGUCGAAGAGGAAGUGGGUCUACGAAGGGAUCCAGCCAUCACGGAAAGCAUGGUACGGGUGAUCUGAUAAUGCUAAACGAAGAAAAGGGUAGUUUUGGUUUGCAGGAUUUGAUGAAGGCGGCAGCCGAAGUCCUUGGAAAUGGCAGGUUGGGGUCUGCUUAUAAGGCCAUGUUGACAAAUGGAUUGUCAGUAGUAGUAAAAAGGAUGAAGGAGAUGAAUAUGUUGGGAAGAGAUUCGUUUGAUGCUGAAAUGAGGCGGUUUGGGAGGAUAAGGCACAAAAACAUUUUGACUCCAUUGGCGUACCAUUUCAUGAAGGAGGAGAAGCUUAUGGUGUCAGAGUUCAUGCCUAAAGGAAGCUUGUUGUAUUUAUUGCAUGGCGAUCGUGGAUUUUGCCAUACUGAACUCACUUGGGCAACCCGUCUAAAGAUAAUCAAGGGAAUUGCAAGUGGAUUAAGUUUUCUGCAUUCGGAGUAUGCAAACUAUAACCUUCCCCAUGGAAAUCUCAAGUCCAGCAAUGUUCUUUUAAAUGAAACUUACGAGCCACUUCUGGGUGACUAUGCCUUGGAUCCACUAAUCAAUCCCAGUCAUUCUGCACAGGUAAUGUUUGCUUAUAAAUCACCAGAAUAUAUAGUAAACCGUCAGGUUUCUCCCAAGUCAGAUGUGUAUUGUCUCGGAAUCAUCAUUCUUGAAGUGGUCACUGGAAAAUUCCCUUCUCAGUAUCUUAGCAAUGGUAAGGGAGGGACAGAUGUUGUGCGAUGGACCCACCAAGCAAGCUCGGAAGGGAAAGAGAAAGAAUUAAUCGAUCCUGAGAUAGCAAACAAUAGCAGUUCGGAUUCAGUUCAGCAGAUGGUGCAAUUGCUUCGUAUUGGAGCUACUUGCGCUGAAAGUAAUACAGCGCAACGGAUAAAUAUGAGUGAAGCAAUUAGGAGGAUAGAAGAAAUACAGGUUUGAGGAAUUUGAUCAUACACAUAUAGGUUAAUUUGCAAGUUGCUUAAUUUGUUAGGCAAAGAAAGAAAGGUUGUGAGCUUCCAAGUCCAUUCCUUCAUUUACAAAUCAAACGUGGAUGACAAUAGCUCAAGAGAAAGAUGUUGAGUUGAGGAAAGGUAGGCCUACCCUUGAUUUGCUUACCAUAAUUUCUUGAGAAAAACAUCAACAGAAUUUGUAAGACAAAUCUUGGUUGUGGCUUUGAAGAUGAACAACAUCUCCCAAAAAUUGUACAUUAAGAUUUAAGAUCGAUACACUUCUUCUUACA
Hevea brasiliensis (rubber tree) is the source of this 3053-nucleotide messenger RNA. Its product is annotated as pollen receptor-like kinase 3. The record is from RefSeq and is a predicted model, not a curated record. Lineage: Eukaryota; Viridiplantae; Streptophyta; Magnoliopsida; Malpighiales; Euphorbiaceae. Gene Ontology annotation, molecular function: protein binding; ATP binding; protein kinase activity. Gene Ontology annotation, biological process: protein phosphorylation.